Leptomonas pyrrhocoris is the source of this 1538-nucleotide messenger RNA. RefSeq lists its product as hypothetical. The coding region runs from base 51 to 1538 and encodes 495 amino acids. The transcript has a single exon. Lineage: Eukaryota; Euglenozoa; Kinetoplastea; Trypanosomatida; Trypanosomatidae. The record is from RefSeq and is a predicted model, not a curated record.
GGAAGGAGCGUCGUUGGACCAAGUUUUGACCACGUUGCUCUGUUUUUGUAAUGCGGCACUCUUUUCAGCGCCUUUGCGCCCGCAACCUCUUCGUCGCCGCGGCAACCUCUGUCCCGGCUGUCGUCGGCACACGCGAAGACCAAGCUACGCGGAUGCAUCAGAAGUGCUUGGACCCUCAGGUACCUCCAAGCGAUUUGGUGCGCUUCUCCAGUGCGCUUCUCCCUUUCAUCGCAGACGGUUCAAUAGAGCUGCGCCAGCAAAUGCAGCUGCUGAACGCGCUGGCCACUCGAUCUGUACGCCACGAAGGCGUUAUCCAGAAGUGCCUAUGGGAUGUUUUCAAGGCUCCAUUGCCUUGCAGCAGCACCACCGCCUUCGCUCCAGAAAACGAAAGUCUCUCCUUGAUGGAGUUGUCGGCGUACACAAGUCGUGCUUUCCGACUGAUGGCGGAGCAGCAAUUCUUGAACGACCCGCAAAUGACGGCGAUCGCACUCGGACGCUGCGUGGAGCUGGCAACACAUCUGACGAUGCGUGGCGUGUGCGACGCCUACAAAGGUUUGCGGGCCGUGAGCCACAUGUUUUUCAGCACCGCAGACGCGGCCCACCACGACAGUGAGUUAGCGGAGAACAUGACGAUGAAGGAGUUCUACCAAAAUGAGGAUGCACCGGAUGCGAGGACGCUGCGCAAUCAGCCAAACCUGAUCGAUGUGUUGUGUGGUGAGCUGGAGAUGCAGCUGCACCGCUGCGCUUGCGUUUUAGGGACGAGCAGUGACCUUGCGGGGGGUGACCACACACAGCUCGUCCUUUCUUCAGACGCUGCGCAGACUUCCAUUUCUCCCCCUUCCUCUCCCUCUAGUGUGGCGUUGGGGGAGCCACGGUGCUUUCUCGACGUGCUCGACUCUCUCGCCGUGGUGGGGGUGCAGCACGCCAGCACGCUGGACUGUUUGGCCUCUCUCGUUCCCCGUUAUCGGUCCAGCACUUCUUCCGGCUUCUUUAUCCAUGCCCUCCACCACGCCGCACAAAUCGACGAGCGGGUGGCCGACCCUCUCGCGUACGAGGAGACCGCUAGCGUGCAGGACGCGCGGCGGCACCUCACGCAGCGCCUCAGCGAGGAAAUCCAACAGAUGCCCGGAGCUGCCGGGUACCUGCGGCACAACCCCAGCGAGUUGCUGCUCCUGCGGCGGCUUUUCGAGCGGGAGGCGGUCAGUGCCGCACUUUCGCCCGAGCUGUGGGAUACCGUGCGCACCAUCCGCGUUGCACACCGCCACACCGUGGCCGAGUCGCAGCGGAGCUCGCGACCUACUGGGAAGCUCUUUGACAAGAAGUACGCCAUCAAGGUGAAGCCCAUCUCCGUCGACAACUCCGAGACGGAGCGAUUCGUACCGCCGGAGUUCAAGACGUGGCGCAGCCCCGCUGCAACGCCGCGUCGCGAACACCCCCGUAACGGACGAGCACCACGGCGCAUGGCGUUCGGCACGCGGCGCAUCUCGAAGAACUACAUCAAGGACAAGCGGAAAAAAUUUUGCCCUGCUGUUUUUUAA